UCCCCACAUCAUAAUCAUUCUGUGACUGGUACUGCGCGUCGACACUAUGGGAUGGCUAGAUUUCAACUCGAAAUCGAAAAAGGAAAAGGAAAAAGAAAAAGACGAUGCCAGGUCCUCAUUCUCAUGGGGCGAUAAUCUUAAUGCCACGGACUGGCAGCAUUACACGGACCCCCGAACCCUAAUACCGACACUUCUGCUGACAACUACAAUUUUGGUUUUCGCGCGCUUGUACCGCUCUUAUCUGCGUCGCAUUCCAGAGGCAGCAUACAUACGGCCCGGGUUCUUUAGGAAAAGGAGUUUGUUUGGCACAGUGACGAGGGUCGGAGAUGCGGAUAAUUUUCACCUUUUUCAUACGCCUGGUGGUAGACUUGCGGGUUGGGGAUGGUUGCCGGGAAGAAAGACCUUGCCGGAGGGGAAAGACCUAAAAAACAAGACGGUGGGUACUUCACGAUGGUCGCUUGGUUAAACUAGAUGCAGAAGCUAAUUCACACAGAUUCACGUUCGGAUCGCAGGAGUCGACGCGCCAGAAGGAGCACAUUUUGGCAAACCCGCUCAACCAUUUUCAGCUGAGGCUUUAGCCUGGCUCCGAGAAUAUAUUCAGAAUCGCCGGGUACGUGCCUACAUUUAUAGACGCGAUCAGUAUGAUCGAGUGGUAGCUACAGUUUGGGUGCGAAGAUUUCUAUUUCGGAAGGAUGUUGGGAAGGAAAUGUUGAGAGCGGGAAUGGCUACAGUCUACGAGGCCAAGAUGGGCGCUGAGUUUGGAGAUUUCGAGGCGCAGUAUAGGGCGAUAGAAAAAGAGGCCAAGAGGAAUAAAUUGGGAAUGUGGUCAGGGAAGAAAAAGGAUUACGAAAGUCCAAGAGAUUACAAGAUCAGAACGGCGGCUGCUGCAAACACAUUGAAAUGAAUGAAGUAUGAUACCCAUCCCCAUAGAUGGUUUUUUUUUUCACAUGAGAGGACAAAUGAACAAGAUUGUGUUCCCGCAUUCAAACUUGAGAAUGGUAUAAUAGAAUGUUAAUAUAAUUGUGUGAGGAUGUUCCUUUUAAGGGGUUAAUGGAAUGA
Messenger RNA from Sclerotinia trifoliorum, 1059 nucleotides. The record is from the annotation of a GenBank genome assembly. Lineage: Eukaryota; Fungi; Ascomycota; Leotiomycetes; Helotiales; Sclerotiniaceae.